AAAUAAUCAAUUCUUUUUUUCCUCUCUUUCUCAUCCCUUCUUUUCCCUUUUUUUUUUUCCCCUUUCAAGAACCCUAAACCAUCCCAAAUCCAAUUUCUUUUCCCUCUAUGUAUUUUCUGUCCCUUGUUAAAAACUCAACUUGAGAGCUAUCAGUUUUCAAUUUCAGUUAUUUGCAAAAGUAGCCACUUUUAAUCUCUAUUUUGUUAAAAAUGGUGUGAUUUCUGGGUAAAUUGUCAAUUUUUGCAGAGUUGGGUAUUGUUUUAAUAUCUUUGAUCUGCCGGUGAGGAAUUUGUUUGGGGUUCUAAUCCGGCAAUAAACGAAGAAGAAGAAGAAUAAGAGAAAAUUGGAGGCCCCAAAAAUGGCGAAUUUGGACUUGCAAAUGAACCCACAAAUGGAGCAGAUCCAUGGAGAAAUUCGCGAUAAUUUCCGAGCCCUAGCAAAUGGCUUUCAAAAGCUGGAUAAGAUCAAAGAUUCCAACAGACAGAGUAAACAGUUGGAAGAGCUUACAGGGAAGAUGAGAGAAUGUAAAAGGUUAAUUAAAGAGUUUGAUCGUGAAAUUAAAGAUGAGGAGAGUAGAAAUCCUCCUGAGAUCAGCAAACAACUCAAUGAUGAGAAGCAAUCAAUGAUCAAAGAGCUAAACUCAUAUGUGGCCUUGAGAAAAACGUAUAUGAGCAGUCUUGGCAAUAAGAGGGUUGAACUAUUUGACAUGGGAGGUGCAAGUGAACCAACAGCAGAGGAAAAUGUCCAAAUGGCAUCAGCAAUGUCAAAUCAGGAGCUUAUCAGUGCUGGAAAUAAGACAAUGGAUGAAACUGAUCAAGCCAUUGAGCGGUCCAAACAGGUUGUUCACCAAACACUUGAAGUGGGAACACAAACCGCUACUACCUUGAAAGGCCAAACUGAUCAAAUGGGUCGUGUUGUCAAUGAGCUUGACACAAUUCAGUUCUCCAUUAAAAAGGCAUCCCAGCUUGUCAAGGAAAUUGGACGGCAGGUUGCCACGGAUAAAUGCAUCAUGCUUUUCCUCUUCCUCAUUGUCUGUGGUGUAAUUGCCAUAAUUGUUGUGAAGGUUGUGAAUCCCCACAACAAAGACAUAAGGGAUAUCCCUGGACUGGCUCCUCCAGCGCCUUCACGGAGAUUGCUAUAUCUAAAGCCUGGACAAGAUUUCGUGUAAAUCUGUAAGGACGGAUCUAUCCAAUUUUCUAUAUGGUGCCACUGUAAAGAAGUAUCAGAGGAAUGCUAUUCAUGGAGAGCUGUUUGUUUACUGUGAUCUCCUUGCCUGAGUUGUGCAUACCGUAUUUGUUCUGUUGUGCAUUUCUUUUUCUUUUGUUUCCUUUUUUCUAUUAUGUAAAUCAUACACGAUAUUUGUCUUGUAUUCACCUUCUUUUCCAUUUUAUGGUGCAUUGGAUUCAUUCUGUAAACUCUUUGAGUGUAGAAGAGUUGCAAGGAGACGUAGAAAACAACUACUAUACUCAUUUAUGCUAUUUCUUCAUUUAUGUAUGUCCAACACUGCUGUUUUGAGGUCGAUUUAGAUGACCACGUGAAUGAGUUUCGUUUAUUUCUUUA
This is a messenger RNA of Nicotiana tabacum (common tobacco), 1560 nucleotides long. RefSeq names its product putative plant SNARE 13. Gene Ontology annotation, biological process: vesicle fusion. Gene Ontology annotation, molecular function: SNARE binding; SNAP receptor activity. Gene Ontology annotation, cellular component: SNARE complex; ER to Golgi transport vesicle membrane; endoplasmic reticulum membrane. The record is from RefSeq and is a predicted model, not a curated record. NCBI's taxonomy places the organism in Eukaryota, Viridiplantae, Streptophyta, Magnoliopsida, Solanales, Solanaceae.